UCCACGCUCCCCCCCCCCCCCAGCAGAGGGGCGGUGGCCGAGCUGGCUACUCCGAGCGCAUUGACGGACAGAGGGACAGAGAGACAGGGGGACCGGCAGGCACACGUCCAGGCCAUGCCAGGGGAGGCUGCGCGCGCUGAAUUGCCGCUGCCUGAGGCAGGAGGGCCAGGAUCCCGCACAGAUCUCUCAUGUGACGCAGCCAUUGCCACCAUCCUUAAAGGGGACCAACGGGAGCCCCAUGCCCUGACCCCGGGGCCUAGCCCUCUGGCCCUCACAUUCCUGUCCAGCAAGCCAGGUGCCCGGCCCCAACCUGAGGGAGCCAGCUGGGAUGCAGGGUCGGGCGGGGCUGCCUCAACCUGGGCGGACCAGGCAGAGGGCGGCCCAAAUCCAGGGGUCCUCCCUGAGGGCCUGCCUCUCCAGCCUUUGCCUGCUGAAGUCUCUCUUCCCACCACCCUGGAGCCCCGCAUCGUGAUGGGUGAGGAGACAUGCCAGGUCAUCCCUUCACCCAGGGCAGCCUGGCCAGUGCUCAGGGACCCGGCGGGUGGGCACAUGGCCCUGCACCCACCUCCGGAACUAUGUUCUCAGGGUGAUUCUCCUGUGCCUUCCCCUCCCCCUGACCUCGAUUCCUACUUCACACCCCCCUCCACUCCCACCAAGACCACCUAUGCCCUGCUCCCUGACCAGGGGCCCCACGGGGAUGCCUGGGACCUGGAGGCCGAGCUGCUGGAUGAGUUACUGGACUCCACGCCAGCUUCGCCCUCGGGCUCCUACAUCACAGCAGACGGGGGCAGCUGGGCCUCCUCACCUUCGUGUUCCCUCAGCCUGCUGGCCCCAGCUGAAGGGCUGGACUUCCCCUCCGACUGGGGCCUCUCCCCAUCAGGCUCUGUGGUGGAUGAACUGGAGCCACACCCCACAGGCCCUCCCGAGCCUCCCUCCUCUGAGUCUAGCCUCUCAACCGACAGCAGCUCUUCCUGGAGCCAAGAGGGCCAUUUCUUUGACCCAGCCUUCUUGGCCAACGACCCGAUGAUCCCUGCCGCCCUCCUACCCUUCCGGGGUAGCCUCAUCUUCCAGGUGGAAGCCGUGGAAGUGACUCCACUGCCCCAAGAGGAGGAGGAGGCGGAGGAGGAGGAAGAGGUAGCUGCUGGUGCUGCCACCCCGGAUGGAGACCUGGCUGGAGAGGGUGAGGACCACAGCACAUCUGCCUCCUUCCUGCAGUCACUCUCUGACCUGUCCAUCAUCGAGGGCAUGGACGAGGCCUUCGCCUUCCGGGAUGACACCUCGGCAGCCUCCUCUGACUCGGACUCAGCUUCCUAUGCGGGGGCAGAUGACGACAGGCUGUACAGUGGGGAGCCCCAUGCCCAGCCCAGUGCCCCGACUACAGAGCAGGAGCCCAGAAGCAGGGCCGCAUUUCAGGGGACGGAGUUCACGCCUCGGAUUUCAGAGCAAGAGACCCGUCUUAGCAAUAGCCAGGAAUCGAUUGCAGAAAUAGUAGAAGAGGCCCUAGCUUUAGAUAUAGAGUCCGAAGCUACCGUGACUCCUCCCGAUCGGCGAGCAGCUCCAGGCUCCCAGGUGGAGGAGGCUACCACAGUAACCCCUAGGGUGGGGAAGGAAGACGUUGACUCAGUUGCUCAGCAAGCACCCAGGGCACGGCCUCAACCCUGCCAGAAGGGGAGGAGAACCACUUCAGGCUGUAAGCCUGCCACUGCAGAGUCCAUUCCAGAUCUGCAGGAAGAAGCAAGGCCCACCUUGUGUCCGGUCCUUCCUUGUAACUUGAAGGAAGGAGGCCAGGGCCUUCCCGCUACACUGGAGUAUGUAGCUGUGGCUUCAGUGAGGCCCCAGGAGGCUGAGGGAGGUGUUACAAUACCCCAGGACUCCCCUAAGCCAUUACCCCCAUUCUUGCACUAUGCAGACCCCUCCUCAGACCCAGAGUCUGUGGCUGUAGUCAGUCUGGGGCUCCAGAGGGAUGAGGAAUGUGUCAUAGCAUUGCAGGAUGUCCCUGGGGCAUCACCUCCACCCCUCCAAAGUACAGAUCCCACCUCAGGCCCAGAGUCUAGGGCCAUGGCUACAUUUGAGUUCCAACAUGCUAAGAAAGGUAUCACAGAAUCCCAGGACUCCCCUGUGGCAUCAUCAUCCCUACCCCUGCAAGGCUCAGAUCCCACCCUAGACCCAGAACCUGAGGCUGUGGUCACAUUAGGGGCCCAGCAGGAUGAAGGGAUUGUCCCAGCACCCCAGGACUCUCCUACAGCAUCAUCCCCACCCCUGCAAGGCUCAGAUCCCACCCUAGACCCAGAACCUGAGGCUGUGGUCACAUUGGGGGCCCAGAAGGAUGAAGGGAUUGUCCCGGUACCCCAGGACUCUCCUAUGGCAUGUCUACCCCUGCAAGGCUCAGAUUCCACCUCAGACCCAGAACCUGAGGCUGUGGUCACAUUGGGGGCCCAGCAGGAUGAAGGGAUUGUCCCGGUACCCCAGGACUCUCCUAUGGCAUGUCUACCCCUGCAAGGCUCAGAUUCCACCCUAGACCCAGAACCUGAGGCUGUGGUCACAGUGGGGGCCCAGCAGGAUGAAGGGAUUGUCCUGGUACCCCAGGACUCUCCUAUAGCAUCAUCCCCACCCCUGCAAGGCUCAGAUUCCACCCUAGACCCAGAACCUGAGGCCGUGGUCACAUUGGGGGCCCAGCAGGAUGAAGGGAUUGUCCCGGUACCCCAGGACUCUCCUAUGGCAUGUCUACCCCUGCAAGGCUCAGAUCCCACCCUAGACCCAGAACCUGUGCUUGCUGCCACAUCAGGACCACAGCAGGCCGAGGAGGGUGUCACCAAACCCCAGGUGGCCCUAGUAGCAUCACAUUUACCCCUGCAAAGCUUGGGUUCAACCUCAGACCUCCAGCCUGUGGCUGCAGCCACACCAGGGUCCCAGCAGGCUGAAGGCCUGAGUGCUAGAGCACCCCAGGACGCCCCUGUGACGGCACCUCCAUCCCUUCAAGAUACAGACUGCACCUCAGACCCAGAGCUGAUAGUCCAAGACACCUCUCAGACACUGCAGAGAGAAACAGACUACGCCCCAGAGACUAACCCUCCAGCCUCUGGGGUCCAUCAGGAAUUAGGUGUGGCCUUAGGACCAAAGUCAGUGCCUGAGCAAGAUGCAGAGUCCUCUCUAGACCCGGCACCCGCAGCUUCAAACAAAGCUCAACAGAAUGGCUCAGAGCCAGCUGUGAAAGCUGACAGCUUCGGGGCUCCGGAAGAGUCACGCCCCACCUUGAGCACAAAGAUCUCUGAGCCCACAUCUUGGAUGGGAGAGAAAGGAGCUGAGAGCGUAUCUGCACUCAAGCAGAGAGCCUGUCUUGAAGCCCGUGAUGGGGUCAAGACCCACUCACCUCAAAGAGAGGCCCCAGGGGCCAAGAACAAGCAGGGUAGAGGCCCCAAACGACCAGGGCAAGGAAAUGGGUCCAAGUCAGUAUCCCAAGGUGCAGGGGAGACUUCCAAGACACAUUCUGCUGCAUGCUCUGAGGUCAGUCAGACACAGUUGAGCUCAGCUGGAGAGGGGAGAGGCCUGAGCAGCAAGGACACCUUGGGCCCCGGGCUUCCUGUGGCUCUAUCUGUACAAGCUAGGCUAGGUUCCUGCUCAGAGUCCCCAACCAGGACCACAUGCACGCUGAGCAGAGUCCACUCUGAAGAGACUUCCAGGUCUGCGGCAGCCUUCCAGCACCUGGAGCCUGUGCUAGGCCUGGGUAAUAGAGAUCAGCCCCAGAUGACCCCAGGUGCCCUUAACCCUUCCCCAGCACGCUCGGCCAGUGGCCUGCCUACCACACCCCAGAAUAGGUUCCUAGACCCUGACCCUUCUGCUCCCAGUGCCCUUGACAGGGCAUCCCAGACAUCCCCAGGACCCCCAGCACCCUGCCUGUGCCCCACUCCCCAGAAAGUCUCUGUGGAAGAGGAGCCCCCAUCCUCUCGUGGUCUGAUGCCUCGGGCAGGAGCCCAGGGAAUGGCUACCAUUUCCACCUCAGGAUCCACAAAGCCUCUGGGGGCCCGGCAUCGUGUCAGCCUCUCUCCUCAUUCCACCCUCAACCCCAAGGCGACCCCCACAGAUGCCAAAGACCUGGCUUGCAUCAUCUCAAGCCCCUGCCAAGUGCCUCCUCCCUCUGGGACCCAGAACCCAUCUGGCCCUCGAGGGUUCCUAGCUCGUGAGCAAGAAGAGGAUGAGGACAGCCUAGAGGAAGACUCACAGAGGGCCCCAGGCUCCGGGCAGCAUUCGGACAGCCACGGGGAGUCGUCCGCUGAGCUGGAUGAGCAGGAUACGCCACCUCAGAAAGUGCAGUGCACAGCACAGGGCCCCGCGGGCAGCAAUGAGGAGACCAUUGCCAAAGCCAAGCAAAGCCGCAGCGAGAAGAAGGCUCGAAAGGCAAUGUCGAAACUGGGUUUACGGCAGAUUCAGGGAGUCACCAGGAUCACCAUCCAGAAGUCCAAGAACAUCCUGUUUGUCAUCGCCAAGCCAGAUGUCUUCAAGAGCCCCGCCUCAGACACCUAUGUGGUCUUUGGUGAGGCCAAGAUCGAGGAUCUGUCCCAGCAAGUACACAAAGCUGCAGCAGAGAAGUUCAAGGUGCCCUCCGAGUCCUCAGCCCUGGUCCCCGAGUUGGCACCUGGACCCCGGGUGAGGCCAGAGUGUGAGGAGCAGGAGGAGGAAGACGAGGAGGUAGAGGAGGCUGGACUUGAACUUCGUGACAUUGAGCUGGUGAUGGCCCAGGCUAAUGUGUCCAGGGCAAAGGCCGUGCGGGCACUGAGGGACAACCACAGUGACAUUGUCAAUGCCAUCAUGGAACUGACGAUGUAGCUACCGACUGCAAGCUCGGGCCGUCCUGCCUCUCCCCAGCUCUGUUGCCCAAUAAAUCAGUGUCAUAUCAUCA
Messenger RNA from Peromyscus leucopus (white-footed mouse), 4897 nucleotides. RefSeq names its product NAC alpha domain containing (gene Nacad). Gene Ontology annotation, cellular component: cytoplasm; nascent polypeptide-associated complex. Gene Ontology annotation, biological process: protein targeting to membrane. The record is from RefSeq and is a predicted model, not a curated record. NCBI's taxonomy places the organism in Eukaryota, Metazoa, Chordata, Mammalia, Rodentia, Cricetidae. The transcript has 8 exons. Bases 115 to 4824 code for a protein of 1569 amino acids.